Molecule: messenger RNA, 2309 nt
Organism: Theileria parva strain Muguga
Lineage: Eukaryota; Apicomplexa; Aconoidasida; Piroplasmida; Theileriidae
Gene: CUL1
Product: Cullin family protein
Exons: 7
Coding region: 170-2296 (708 amino acids)
Biological process (GO): protein ubiquitination; ubiquitin-dependent protein catabolic process
Cellular component (GO): cullin-RING ubiquitin ligase complex
Molecular function (GO): ubiquitin protein ligase binding
Source: RefSeq, a predicted model, not a curated record
UAACAGGGUACUAGCUUUUGAAAAUGGUUGGAAUCUCAUAAAAACGCAAUUCAUAGAAAAGAUUGAAAGAGAAAUCGUAAAUAAGGACCUCAACGAUGUGCUGAACGAAGAUGAUUUUGUUACCGACGUUGAUGAAAUCAGCUUAAUUAAAAUUAAAGGAAGCGAAUACAUGAAAUAUUAUACGAUGGUCUAUGAAAUAUGCAUACAGAAGGACUCGAAUUACUGCGAAUUAUUAUACAGCAACAUAACUAAACUAAUCUCACAAUUUAUAUUAAAUAAUUUACAAUUAAGAACCAAUGAAGGAGAGGAAGGUGUGGCUCAAGAAUCAGAUUCUGCAGACUUUGAAUCCUCAGAAGACUACGCUAAAAUCGCACUCCUCAUCAUCGAAUACUGGAUAAGAUAUAACAAUUUCAUAAAAAUACUCAAUGGGAUAUUUUCAUACCUAAACCGCUUCUACGUGCAAUUAUCAUUACAGCCAAACAUUUAUCAAUACUCCCUGGCAAUAUUUCAGCUUUACAUAUUCCAGAGAUAUAAAGGAUGUGUGAGGAGAUAUCUGUUAAAUUUAUUGGAUAGAAGAAGAGUAGGUGAUGAGAUAAAUAACUUACACGUUACCCUAAUAAUUGACAUGUAUAAAAAAUUGGACUCUACAAACGGAUUACAGUUUCUAGAAGAUUUGGAACCAUACAUAAUUAAUAAUUAUAGUAAUUAUUAUAAUGCCGUGUCAAAGGUGUAUAUCAACGACUUCGCAUUGUCAGAUUUCAUCACAAUAAUUGAUUCAAUUUUGAAGGAUGAAGUUAAGUAUUAUAACACCCACAUCAGUAAUAAUAACAAAGUCCACGAUGUUAUCAUAAAUAACUUACUCUAUAAUAAUCAGUCGAGAAUUAAAGAGAAGUUACAGAAUGAGUUACGCGAAUUGUUGGAGCAAUAUAGAAUUGAGGACUUGAAGUUGAUUUAUAAAUAUGUGUCAAAACUAGAAAAUGUAAAUGAAAUCAUUACUAACACAUUGACUCAAUUUGUUGAACACCUUGUUAAGACGAGUAUGGCAAAUUCUGGCACAAUCUCAGACCCCUCUAGGGUUGGGCACGAUGUUAUAUUUGUAUAUAACAAGUAUUUAAAAUUGAUAAAAAGCUGUUUUGAAAUGUUCUUAAACUCAUAUAAUAGCAUCUUCACCAAAUACAACAACUCAGAACUCUUAACACACAUUGUAACACAGCUUCACAGGAUUUUAAUGGAUAAUUUUGACACUGAAUUGGCAUUUGAUGUUGAAGAUCCAAUGGAUUUGGACGCCUCCAGUGAAUUUUUGGAUAUAAACUGUUAUAUAAAGUAUUAUAAUAAUGUGAUUGUGACUGACGAGUCUUUCCUAAGGUCCUACAAGGCGUAUUUACUGAAAAGAAUGUUAAAUGAUAGAAUAAACAUCACUAAUGAAGUAAAUGUGCUUAGAAACCCGGUAAUAAACACAAUAUUAGGCGAUUUCAAGAGAUCAAAAUCGAUGAAUACGAGUUACCAGAGUGCCACUAGUGUGGCUGGGAAUAUAUAUGUUCUCUCAAGUUUUAACCUAUCAGAUGUUCUGGAUAAUAGUAAACCCCAAUCAUAUUUGGGAGAUUCACAAUCCGUUGAAAAUUCACCAAGUGAAAACUUAAGAAGAUCGGGAACACCUCGUGUAUUUGGAACAAUAGAAGUAAGUGAAGGAGUGCAAUUAAACCCAAUAUUCUCCCAUGAACUUGAGAGUUAUCGAACUUAUUACAAGGAAAAUAAUAAGUUUAAAGAUUUGAGAUAUGUAUACACAAAUGUUAUUCUGGAAUACGGAACCACUACAAUAGAGUGUAAUAUAAUACAGGCCACUCUUUUACUGUUAUUUAAUGACACUGAUGAGUUGAAAAUGGAAGAAGUCUGUGAGCAAUUGAAUAUACGAGAAAAACAAGUUGAAAAGCUUGUAAACUCAUGUAAGCCCAUUUUAACACUAACGAUGAAUACCAUAAUGUUGAGUGAUAAUUUGAGUGAAAAUAUUAAUAUUAACCCGUGUGAUCCUGUCAAAGUGUUGAGUGAGAUCGAGUCUGGAGCAUUAGCUAAGUUAAAUGAUGAACUUGGAGCUAAUAUGAGAUUACAAGAUGAAAGUACAAUUGAUUGUAAAAUAGUAAAAACAAUGAAGGAUAGGAAAACGUUAAAUUUGAAAGAAUUGAUCGAAUUAGUAUCACAGCAAUCAAUAGAUCCGGAGGUGGUUCGGUUACGUAUAAAUUAUUUGGUGAGUAAAGAAUAUAUAAAUGUGCAAGAGGAAGUAGUAACGUACAUACCAUAAAUUAUAACAUUAA